GCCCCGAGAUCUUCUGCCGCCACUCCCAGGAGGCGGUCGCCCGGCAGGGUCCGCACGCAGGUCGACGCCAUCCACCACUGCUUCUCGUGACGCCACGCCGACCGCGCCUCCAGCGUCCUCGCAGAGCUCGCAAAAAUGGAUGGGUCUACAUGGAGGAUGAACAAGUUCACAGACUUCUCACCAUUCUUGAUGCCGCACCCAUGUGAUUCACAUCUCUGGGAACGCCAUCUCUUCCAUCGUGUGCCUUGGUUGGUUAGUGGAAUUUACCUGGAACUUAUGAUUGACGUCUUUCCUGGGGAGAGUUCCUGGACACCGGAGUCUCCCCCUGGACCUGACUUCCGCCAAAUGGCCAACUACUUGACACCUGAACAAAGGGAUAAAAGUCAGAGGCAUGGGGAUGAUGAUGUCAUGGAUGUUUGGAAAAUGGUAACGACGAGAGUUCUUCAUGCAGUAAGAAACCAGUAAGAACUGAACUUAGCAGUCUUGUACCAUUGCGGUUUGCAAAGCUUUGGAGGCAACUUAAUGUUUAAGCUCUCUAAUUUGUCAUUCUCCCAUAUGAAAUUGUCCCGUUAUCUAGUUGUAUUUUUUCUGGAUGCUAUUCUUUCAUCAUAGGCCUUUUAUUCUGUAAGGUAAAUUAGAGGUUUAUUAAAUUAUUAUUGAAGUAAUUUAUGGGUUAACUUCUC
Triticum dicoccoides is the source of this 683-nucleotide messenger RNA. RefSeq lists its product as uncharacterized. The record is from RefSeq and is a predicted model, not a curated record. The coding region runs from base 136 to 465 and encodes 109 amino acids. Lineage: Eukaryota; Viridiplantae; Streptophyta; Magnoliopsida; Poales; Poaceae. The transcript has 4 exons.